AUGGCUUCUACGGGACGCACCUUGACCGUCGCUUUGGGCGCCGCAGGUGCAGCAGCCCUGUGCAGCACAGCGUUUGUGGCGCCCACGGCGCAGACGAAGAGCCUCCGCGCUACUAGGGCCGUAGAGGUUUCUUCGACACAGACGGCAGCCAGGGCAACUAGCAGCAACGCCCUAAGCGUGGGCUUGGGCGCUGCAUCCGCAGCUCUGGCAGUGGGUUGUGCCUCGAAACGAGUAGGCGUCAGCAGCUCUACGCACAGCGUAGUGGCCGUAAAGGCCUUUGAGAGUGAGCUCGGAGUGCAGGAUCCUGUUGGGUUCUGGGAUCCCGUCGGGUUCACCGCAGACGGAGAUACGGCAGCCUUCAAGAGGCGUCGCUCCGUCGAGUUGAAGCAUGGCCGAAUCUCCAUGAUGGCAGCCAUGGGUUACAUCACGCCGGAGGUCACAGGGAAGCUGCCGGGCUUUUUGAGCCCAUCCGCCGGCCUCAAGUUCGCCGACAUCCCGAACGGACUCGCAGCUAUCUCCAAGGUGCCAAUGGCAGGUUGGGCGCAGAUUGCCGCAUACUUUGGAUUCGUGGAGUUCAGCGGUGGGUUCGAUGACUACAAGACCGGAACCCCCGGCGACUAUGGCUUCAAGGUGCUGACCUCCUCCGACCCG
This is a messenger RNA of Symbiodinium pilosum, 651 nucleotides long. NCBI's taxonomy places the organism in Eukaryota, Dinophyceae, Suessiales, Symbiodiniaceae. The record is from the annotation of a GenBank genome assembly.